Molecule: messenger RNA, 1785 nt
Organism: Phycomyces blakesleeanus NRRL 1555(-)
Lineage: Eukaryota; Fungi; Mucoromycota; Mucoromycetes; Mucorales; Phycomycetaceae
Exons: 10
Coding region: 1-1785 (594 amino acids)
Source: RefSeq, a predicted model, not a curated record
AUGUACAACCCAAGCAAGCAUACUAUCAAAAGAAGACAGAGAACAGCUGUACCUCAGUUCUUACUGGAUUACUUUUCUGAAGAUGUUCCAAUAAGUGGUUUAAAUUAUAUUCCCACUGAAAACCCAUCUGUUCCUGAGGCGGAAUUUAGUAGUCCUCGCCUAAAGUAUACAUAUACGUGCAAGAAGAGAGCAAGAACCAUGGCUGUAUCCCCCAUAGAAACGCCUUCUGAGAACAUUGCUGCUUCUCAGACUGACUUGGAUGUCAAAAUUGAUUUCAAUACAUAUGAAGCUAGUCAGACCCAGAAAAGAAGCCUCUACAACAAAUGCAAGGAUGGCUGUCUGGAUAAGAAGGUUAUUGCUCCUUUGUCUCAUUUCCUUUGUUCUUGCACAACGUUCUCUAAGAAAAACAUCUACAUGUUUUUUUUGCAUUUCUCAGAAACAUUUGAGAUUGUUUUUUGCGGAUGCAAGUCCAUUCCUGAGCAGUUGGUUGAGAUGGGUAUGCUCCCUGCUUCCCUCAACAAUGUCCAAUAUGCAAUUCAUUUCGGACUUCUUGAGUUUAUGAGAGACAUGCGAGAUGUUCUUACCACCUCUGGCCAGGGCUUGGCCGAUCUGUACAAUAAGAUCAAUCUGGGUGCUGAGAGACAGAUCUCAAAUGCAUAUUGCCAAAAUCUUCUGCAUGUCUUCAUCAGGCUUACGAUAAUUGUUGAGGCCAAGGUAGAGAAGCAUUUGCCUGGAUUUUGGGAAUCCAACUGUUGCCCUGCUUGUCCAGAUGUUGACAGCAAUCACUGGAAAAAUAAAAAAAAUACUAUAGCUUUAAGUAACGAGAAAGCUAUACACAAUAUGUUUCCCUCUACCCAAAUCCACACCUUAGACUGUCACUGCAUUAAAUGUCACAACAGUCAUCAGAAAUCUUCUUAUGCUGCAAAGCGUACUGAGACUCGUCGUAAUAAGAGAGCUAGAGUUGAAGCCGCAAUGAGAAACAUGGAUGUAGAUACUGAGGUGAUCCCGACCUCUCGUUCCGAUUCUGUGGAAGCAAUGGACGGUCAGGCCAACUCACCUUUUUUGGAUGCCGCCUCAAUGUUUGACAAUGACAGAGACGACAAUGAUUUCGAUGACAAUGUUGAAGAUGAAGUCAAUGAGAUCGAGAUCGAGGACUUCAACAGUGAAGACCCUUUUGCUGCUCCUGAUAUGCCCAAAAAUGAAGUCCAUCAAUUCAUAGCCAUCUUUACGGUACUGUUUGCUUCACGUCAUGUUGUUGAUAAGGGUGCUGCUGUCUUGAUUGAGUUUAUCAACAACCUGCUGAGAAUCUACGACCAAGAUUUUCAAUUACCAACCAGUCUUGCCGGUUUACAAAAAAUGACAGGAUUUUCUGCUAUUACAAAAGGCAUCAAGAAAUUUGUGGUAUGCCAAGACUGUCAUACAGUAUAUCAGGAUAUCGUAUCUGCUCCUCCUCGAUGUGUUUCCUCAAAACUUGGUGCCAGGUCUGCAUGCAACUGUAAUUUGACGAAAUCCAUAUCUUCUGGUGCCUUGGUUGCAAAGCGUGAAUAUGUCUACCAAUCCAUUAAAAAUACAUUGAGCGUUUUCUUCCGUCGCCCUAGUUUCGAAGCCAAGAUUCUACGUGGAACGAUCAUUGAUCCCAUGCAUAAUCUUUUCCUGGGGACGUCUAAGAGAUUAAUGGAUCGGUGGAUUGAUGAGAAGACAAUUGGACCUGAAGAGUUUGCUUCGAUGGAGAAAAUUGCAGAGACAAUGGUACAGUGGUCCCUCGAUAAUUUCACGCCCCUUUAA